This is a messenger RNA of Antrostomus carolinensis (chuck-will's-widow), 1942 nucleotides long. RefSeq names its product germinal-center associated nuclear protein-like. Gene Ontology annotation, cellular component: cytoplasm; nucleus; transcription export complex 2. The annotation marks the transcript as partial. The record is from RefSeq and is a predicted model, not a curated record. NCBI's taxonomy places the organism in Eukaryota, Metazoa, Chordata, Aves, Caprimulgiformes, Caprimulgidae. Gene Ontology annotation, biological process: mRNA export from nucleus. The transcript has 10 exons.
UGAUUUAGCUUGGACUCCCUUGGAUCUUGUCUCAUUAAUCACUGAACAUAUUCCAGUUCAACGAGAACAGGUUUUUUGGAAGGUGUUAUUGGUUUUGCCAGAUGAUGAUGAAUUUGCAGAGGAUGAUCCCAACAGAAUGCUGGUGGACUGGUUGAAAGCCAAAUUUAUAGGAGACAAAAGCUGGAAGAAAAACGCUUCGCAGACAGAAGGCAGAAUUCAAACACUGGCAUUAUGUAAUUCUCCUGGCAUGCAAGGGAGCAGAACCAUUCGAGUCAGUGUGUGUGUAAAGGUGGCACAUGGUGCACUGUCCGAUUCCGAGCUUGAUACAGCCCAGACACAAAAAGACUUACUUGGAACCAGCGGUCUCAUUCUUCUCCUGCCCCGUCGAGUUAGGAGUGAAGAUGUUGCAGAAGAUGAUGUUUAUUGGCUUUCAGCUUUGCUGCAGUUGAAACAGUUGCUUCAGGCCAAACCUUUCCAGCCGGUAGUUCCCCUGGUGGUUCUAGUCCCCGGUCAGGAAGAGCAAGCCACAGAGAAAGAAGUAGAAGAACGUUUGAUGCUGCAGGACUUGAUUUCAGCCCAGCUUAUUUCACACUACACCAUUGUUGAGCUCCCAGGUUCUAUCAAUGACUUAGAAGGCACCAGAAGGAUCUCUGCGGCUGUGGGCUGGCUGGUUUCCCAAUGCCCUGACUCCCCUGACCUCUGCAGUCAGACCCUCCAGGAGUACGUGGAGAAUGGGAUUGAUGGUGAAUUUGUCAGGCGUUUCUACCAUGACAGGAAGGAGAGGCGUUUAGCUGGCCUGCCAUCUCAAGAGUCUGGGGUCAUCAUAGAGCUGUACAACAGUGUGCUGCAGUUUCUUUCAGAUGUGGCAUCCUCCAAGCAGCUUUGUGACUUGUCUUGGCCCAUUACUGAAUUUUCAGAGCCUGGGGGUAACAAGCUGUUACCCCACCUGCAGUGGAACAUGCCUGAUCACCUGGCCUGGCUGAAGAAGGCUGUGCUGUCCUUCCAGAUCCCAUACCUAGAUCUACCUCCAUUAGGUGCUCCUUGGCAUCCUGUUUGUCGCAUGAUUUUUCAGUAUGUGUCUCAGAUUGCUAGUUCUUCCCUUACUCAACCACUGAUCCAGUCUCAAGUGGAGAAUCUGUUGAGAAAAUCUUACCUGAAGUGGAAAAACAGAACAUGUGAGAACUCUGAUGAAGAUGGACCUUCUGUUGAUGAUAUCCCAUGGGAUGAUAUCUUCUUAGUCUGCAUUGAUCAUAAACUAAGAGACUGGAAACCACCCAAACUGCCUAUUGCUCCAGAAGCAGUAAGUGAAGAUGGUGAGAUUCGUGUGUACUACUUCAAGGAGCAUCUAAAGAACUUCGCUCCCCCUUUUUCCUGGGAACAAGCCAGACUGCGCACGCAGGAGGAGAUCCGGCAAGGCCACGAGAGGUCAAGGGUAAAAUCUCCCAAGUUUUUUAAGAAGCUCCAUAACAUCUCCAUGGUGCCAUGUCAUUAUGAUUCUGGCUUGAGCGUGCUGUCGGGUGAAGAAAAGAGCAUUUCCAGGGCAGAGGAAUUCACUGACACAGCCUCGGCCCAGGAGUGUCGCCCAGAGCAUCUGUUGGCACAGUUGCAACUGGAUAAAAUAGAAAGCAGGAGGUUCGAAGAACGGUUGCACCAGUGCCUAGCUGAGGACCUUGAGCCCCUUGGUGAUUUUGUAGGUCUUCCUCUCUACCUCCCCCAGUCUUUAGUCUCCACCCCACCUGUCACCUGUCCAUUGAUGAAAAGUCCUGUGUCGCCUGCUCAAGAGGCUGGGAGUGAAGAGGGAUGUGAACUUUUGGUGAAGGAGUUAAGCCCCACGCUGUCAGACAGAGUGAAACAGUUUGAACAGCUCCUUGAAGCCACCAAGGAGGGUGAAGUUGCCUCUGGGCUCCACCUGUCUGCUCUGGUGGACAUGGUGGAUAUUUGA